UCCCUCCCUUUGGUUUGGUGGUGGCUGGAGGCCCAAGCCUGGGCCUGGGAGCCAGAGUGGGGCAAAGGCUGGUGUUCGUACUGCGUCUAUGAUGCUCGGGCCACGGGUUGUGCUGCGGCGGCUGGGUCAAGGGUUACUGCAAGCUAGAGGCGGCUGUGGUCAUGUUGAUUCAGUGGAAAGCCAGCGCUGCUUGGUACAUACAAGUUUCAUAAAGUUACAAGAACUAGCAGAAAAGGAGAGCAAUUCUACAGAACGAACAGAAGGCAAGACUUCAGCAGAUUUCAGUAUCCUGCCUCCAAUGCUAGGACAGGAGAGCCCUUUGCGCUGGGGAGGCAAAAAGUUUGAAGAGCUACACAUAGCACAUAUCAAGGCAACAUAUAAUAACACACACGUUCAGGUUACUACCCAUGAUGGACUAAGCAUGGUACGGACUUCAUGUGGUACAGAAGGAUUUAAGAAUGCCAAGAAGGGGACUCCAAUUGCAGCGCAGACUGCUGGCAUCUCAGCAGCAGCGAAAGCAACAGAUCGAGGAAUAUCCUUUGUGCGUGUGGUGGUGAAGGGUUUGGGACCCGGCAGGCUGUCUGCCAUAAAAGGAUUAAGCAUGGGUGGCCUCCAGGUGGUUUCACUCACAGACAACACGCCAAUUCCUCACAAUGGCUGCCGACCACGGAAAGCCCGCAGAAUGUGAAGCUUCACAAUAUGCAAUUGAUAAAGAGGCAUCAAUAGAAAUGCUGUUUGAUCUGUUGAAUAUUUCCAGCCUAUUCUGUUUUUAAUCCAGACCCUAAACGAGCUGCAGAAAAGUCCACAGACGGCUACCUACUGUUUAGUACUAGACUGGAUGAAAACAUUUUUAUUGCAAUUAUGUUCCAAAAACUACUAGAUGUCUGUGCUGAUUGUCUGACUGGAAUGCCAAUUUAACGAUAGAAUAAAUGUUGAUUUUGCUCUUCUCCAAGA
This is a messenger RNA of Chiloscyllium plagiosum (whitespotted bambooshark), 954 nucleotides long. RefSeq names its product mitochondrial ribosomal protein S11 (gene mrps11). Gene Ontology annotation, cellular component: ribosome. Gene Ontology annotation, biological process: translation. Gene Ontology annotation, molecular function: structural constituent of ribosome. The record is from RefSeq and is a predicted model, not a curated record. Lineage: Eukaryota; Metazoa; Chordata; Chondrichthyes; Orectolobiformes; Hemiscylliidae.